AUUUUUAGGUACACGGUCCCGCGGAUGCAUUAUUGAUGCCGUGCUACUCUAUACGUAGGCUGCGCUGUCUCUGCGCCGCCCCCUGCUGCUUGCUGCCCGCCAUUACAGCUGGGAGUCAGGAAUCUCCAUGGGAUGAGUCAGUUACUCCCAGCUAUGAAGAGGCUGCAGUGAGCCCAGGGCGCCUCCUCCUCCUCCGCCGCCUUCUCGUGGACACCCCAAACAUCCUGUUUUCAGCAGGCCAGGAAUGACUUAAAGGGACAGGAGCCUUCUCUAGACCGCAGUGCCUUUCUAACAUGGCAGCCGUACAGACAGAGGUGGAACGCGCCAUCGUCACCAUCGUGACCGCUUUCUUUGAACACGCCGGAGAGGAGGGCAAGAAAGAGACCCUGACGCAGGGCGAGUUCGACAAACUGGUGGCUAAAGAGCUCCCACGUCUGAUGAAGGGCGUCUCCCUGGAGGACAAGAUGAAGGAGCUGGACAUCAACCAGGACCAGGAGCUGAAGUUUAACGAGUACUGGCGGCUGAUCGGAGAGCUGGCCAAGGAAGCCAAAAAAGAGGUCAAAGCCAAAAAGAAGUGAAGAGCCCCCGGAAAGGGGAGGAGCCACCGGGAUCAAAGCCAUCGGAAUGCAUUCUCCAUUAUAGUUUAUUAUAAUAAAAUGACACUGCUUUUCUGA
This is a messenger RNA of Nanorana parkeri, 674 nucleotides long. RefSeq names its product S100 calcium binding protein A13 (gene S100A13). Gene Ontology annotation, molecular function: RAGE receptor binding. Gene Ontology annotation, biological process: positive regulation of cell population proliferation; positive regulation of canonical NF-kappaB signal transduction. Gene Ontology annotation, cellular component: perinuclear region of cytoplasm. The record is from RefSeq and is a predicted model, not a curated record. The transcript has 3 exons. Bases 294 to 578 code for a protein of 94 amino acids. NCBI's taxonomy places the organism in Eukaryota, Metazoa, Chordata, Amphibia, Anura, Dicroglossidae.